AUGGGUUUCUACGAGACCAAUCUGGCAGUGCUGGCUGCAGUAAGCACUUACUUGCUCUAUCGGCAACAUCAAUCCGAAAAAGAAAACUCGGCAGCGGAGGCGGAGAGUGGGAUGAAAAGUGUACUUGGGCAAGAUGCAAUCAAGAGAUUCAAGAGAUCUUUCUUCCCAGCAUAUGCUCUGGUGUGCGCAGCCGACUGGCUUCAGGGGCCUCAUAUCUACGCUCUCUACAAAUAUCACAAACAUCUGCCAGAAACGACGGUGGCUGCUCUCUAUGCAAGCGGCUUUGUUGCAGGCGCUCUCAGUGCCUCGUUCGUUGGUCAGUUGGCUGAUAAAUAUGGUCGGCGAAACGCAUGUCUGUUGUACUGCAUCAUCUACACGAUGGGUUGCUUUACUAUGCUCUCUGAUGACUUACUCGUCUUGUUUGCCGGUAGGGCUUGCGGUGGUAUCAGUACAACACUACUGUAUAGCGUUUUUGAGACUUGGAUGAUCGCCGAGUACCAUGAUCAAGCCUUGGAUGCCUACGGAUUAAGUCUGGGAAGCAUGUUUGGAAAGAUGACCACGCUCAGUAGCGUUGUUGCAAUCGUCUCUGGUGUGGUCGGUGAUUUUCUGGUCAAAUCACUGGACUCAAAGACGAGCCCUUUCAUGGCUAGCGUGACUUGCUUGGUACUGGCAUUCAUCUUCAUAUCGAAGCGUUGGGUUCAGAAUGAAAACUAUGGAGACAGUGCAAGCAGCAAAGACAAAAACGGAGAGUCCAUCGAUCUCAGCAGUAUUCUCUUUGAUCCAAAGAUUAUAUCAGUUGGCCUUGCUUCCUGCUUCUUUGAAGGGAGCAUGUACAUGUUCGUCUUCUUCUGGUCAGCGGCGCUUUCCACUGUUCAUGCUGCUGUUGGCUUCACCGAUCCACUUCCCUUCGGUGUAGUCUUUAGCUCCUAUAUGUGUUCAAUGAUGGUGGGCUCCAUAGUCUUCACUCUUGUCCCACCAUCCGAUGACAAAGCACACUAUAUCCUCAAGAUUGUAUUGACCAGCGCAAGCAUCUGCUUCCUCUCCAGCAUCCUGCUCAAGAGCGAGGCAUUGGUCUUCUGGGCAUUCUGUCUUUUUGAGUUGUGCGUGGGUGCAUACUUCCCGAGUAUGGCCUCGCUGAAGGGCAAAUUGAUUCAAGACGGCAGUCGUGGUAGAAUAUACGGUGUUCUCAGACUACCACUGAAUCUUUUCGUCAUCACAGCACAUAGUCUUGCUGAAGAAGGCGACCUACAUCGUAAUAAUGUGUUCUUGACUUGUGGUGGCCUUCUGAUAGUCACUUUUAUCGUCGUACAACGUUAUCUCACGUACGAAUCCUGA
Aureobasidium melanogenum CBS 110374 is the source of this 1335-nucleotide messenger RNA. RefSeq names its product major facilitator superfamily domain-containing protein. The transcript has 5 exons. The record is from RefSeq and is a predicted model, not a curated record. Gene Ontology annotation, molecular function: molybdate ion transmembrane transporter activity. Lineage: Eukaryota; Fungi; Ascomycota; Dothideomycetes; Dothideales; Saccotheciaceae. Gene Ontology annotation, cellular component: membrane. The coding region runs from base 1 to 1335 and encodes 444 amino acids. Gene Ontology annotation, biological process: molybdate ion transport.